AUGGACAGCGGAAUGCGAGGUCACAUUCGUCCUCCUCAAAGGGAAGUUGAGAAAGGCUUCCGUGUUGGCGUUACCAGACUUUGUAAGAAUGAAAUACAAAAUAGUACUGGAGAAGCAGACCUGAAAGUUUUGAACAAUCUCAAGGAGACAAUUCCGGCAAAUGCGAACGAAUUCAGCGUGCUGGCCAAUGGACCUCCCACGGAGAGCCAUCUCGUGGACGAUGCCGGUGUUGUGAGCUGUGUCAACAAGUCGGAUAUCAAGAAUCUUCUCAUGGAUUUGGAGGAGCGCAAGGGUUUUCACAUCGACAUUGUCACUCUUCACAAAUUGAUGAGUAAAGCCGAUGCGUUCGAAUUUGCAGAUCAGCUACUGGAGAAGUGGUACCCUACUGUAGAAUUUGGCAACAACAAAGGACUCGUUUUACGCGUGACAACACAGAAAGAAGGAACUGUCACCGGCGGCCCAGAGUUCACCAAGGCAAUUGGUGACCAGGUCCUCGAAGCCGUUGUCUCCGAAAACCUUCCUGUGCUGGCGACCGACGAGAAGUAUAACAAAGCCCUCUACAGCACUUGCAAUCGUCUGAUCGCCACCAUAGACGGGCUGCCAGAUCCAGGCCCCAAGUUCCAGGAGAACAAACGCAAAUCCAAUUUCAAGACCAAGAAAGCGACCAAGGAAAGGCGUGGCCAGUUCACGACAGUGGUUGUGGGCCUUCUCGUCAUCGCCUUCGUGGUUCCUAUGCUCCAAUACUUUGCCUACGUAAGGAAGUGAUCAAUCAUGAGCGACCUAUAGUUUCUAUCUCUUUCAAUUUCUCCUUGUUCGAUAGUAUGAUCAACCAUGCUAUAGUUUCUAUCUCUUUAA
Selaginella moellendorffii is the source of this 855-nucleotide messenger RNA. Its product is annotated as UPF0603 protein Os05g0401100, chloroplastic. The record is from RefSeq and is a predicted model, not a curated record. The transcript has 4 exons. Bases 1 to 765 code for a protein of 254 amino acids. NCBI's taxonomy places the organism in Eukaryota, Viridiplantae, Streptophyta, Lycopodiopsida, Selaginellales, Selaginellaceae.